AUGGACGCAGCUCAGACAACAAUCUCUUCGCCCGUGGGCGCCGCCGCAAAUGUUGCGUCCCCUUCCACCACAGCUCCUAGCAAGCCCAAGCCCUGCUGUGUGUGCAAAGAUGAGAAGGCCAAGCGCGAUGAGUGUAUGCUCUUCUCUAAUGCAAAAGAUCCUGCCGCCGACUGCAAAUCCCUAAUCGAUCAGUACCGAUCAUGCAUGUCGGGAUUUGGAUACCAGGUGUAA
Molecule: messenger RNA, 231 nt
Organism: Fusarium mangiferae
Lineage: Eukaryota; Fungi; Ascomycota; Sordariomycetes; Hypocreales; Nectriaceae
Exons: 3
Coding region: 1-231 (76 amino acids)
Biological process (GO): mitochondrial respiratory chain complex IV assembly
Cellular component (GO): mitochondrial intermembrane space
Molecular function (GO): copper chaperone activity; copper ion binding
Source: RefSeq, a predicted model, not a curated record